AUGAAGGAUGGAAUAAAAUCCGCUUUUGUUACAGGAGCUUCGUCGGGUAUCGGAUAUAGUACUGCCAUCGUAUUAGCAAGUAGAGGGUAUAGAGUUUUUGCUGGUGCAAGAAGAUUAGAAGCUAUGGAACCCUUGAAAUCCCACGGUAUCACUAUAUUGAAAUUAGAUGUUACUUCGAUGGAAAGUAUUACAGCUGCCAAGGAUCUUAUUGAGGAAGAGACCAAAGGGUGUUUAGACAUUCUUUUUAAUAACGCCGGUGUACCUUGCAGAGCCCCUGCAUUUGAUCUUGAAGAGGAAUGGUUUCGCUUUUGCUUUGAGGUAAACGUAUUCGGGCCUAUGAGAACCGUCAAGGUAUUUCAUCCAUUGCUAAUCAAAUCUAAAGGACUAAUUGCAUUUACUGGAUCUACUGCUGGAUUGGUGCCCCUUCCAUUUAAUACUGUAUAUUCAUCAUCAAAAGGUGCCAUCCAGUCUUAUGCAAAUUCAUUGGCGCUCGAAGUACAACCCUUUGGAAUCAAAGUGAUAAAUUUUAUAGCUGGUGCGGUCGAUACAGAUCUAGGUACAAAUGAUGCUCACGCCAUACCAGAAUCAUCUGUAUUUAUCAUUAAUGGUGAAAAUGUUUAUGAAAAUGGCAAAGUUCUCAAAAAUUUAAAGAAAAUAACUCCUGAAGCCUUUGCAAAGAAAGCUGUUAACGAUAUCGAAAAAAAUUUGUCUAGUACACAUAAGAACUUUUGGAUGUCCUACAGAGGAAAAGGUGCUAGCUUUGUUAAGCUUCUUGUCUCAUAUUUUCCUCGUUCUUUCUUAGUUUACGCCAUCGUUAAAUCUUUAAAGUUAAAGGAUACAUUUACUAAAAUAAAACGGAAGUAUGCUUAG
This is a messenger RNA of Debaryomyces tyrocola, 870 nucleotides long. The record is from the annotation of a GenBank genome assembly. NCBI's taxonomy places the organism in Eukaryota, Fungi, Ascomycota, Pichiomycetes, Serinales, Debaryomycetaceae.